AUGUGGCAGCCAACUUCACCAGGCGAAGAGCCCGCGCAACCUGCUCCUCACGGCCAUGCCCGGACACUAUCAAUGAAGCAGAAAAACCCAGGUCGCUGGUUCGGCCAGGUCGUCAAGCUCAAGAAGGACCGCGUGGACGAGUACAAGGCCUGCCACGCCAAGGUUUGGCCCGAGGUUCUCAAGCAGAUCAAGGACUGCGGGAUAGAAGACUACAACAUCUUCUAUGACGACGGCCUGGGACUGCUCUUUGCUUCGUUUAGGUACAUCGGUUACGACUACGCUGGGGAUAUGGAGAAGAUGGCGGGAAAUCCAAAGGUGCGCGAGUGGUGGAAGAUGACGGACAGCAUGCAGGAGAGCUUGGUGGAGGGAGCUGUGAGCUCGGAGGCCGGAACGCCGUCUUGGUGGAGGCCGAUGGAGCAGGUGUUUUUCCAGCCGUGA
Molecule: messenger RNA, 438 nt
Organism: Trichoderma gamsii
Lineage: Eukaryota; Fungi; Ascomycota; Sordariomycetes; Hypocreales; Hypocreaceae
Product: DUF718 domain-containing protein
Exons: 2
Coding region: 1-438 (145 amino acids)
Molecular function (GO): racemase and epimerase activity, acting on carbohydrates and derivatives
Source: RefSeq, a predicted model, not a curated record